UAGUCAUUGAAAAAUUGCCCAAGGAGUUCAGGGAAACCAGCCGUGGAACUCAAGAUAUCAAAGAUUUUGUGAUCGUGGAUGAAAAGCUGAAACCAAUAAUAAUCACGCUCUGGAACAAGCAUGCCAUGACGACUGGGGUAGAGAUAACGGAGCAACUGAUGGCGGGGAUGUACCCUAUAAUAUUAAUCGAAGCUGUUCCGGUGACCCCCUACAGAGGGAUUUCUUUGAGCACUCAUGCUGACUCGACCAUAACUCUCAGCCCAGAUACACCCCGUGCAACAGAACUAGGCAAUUGGGCUAUUGAAAAUCGUGCUGCACUUGAUGGGCUAAAAAUCUGUAUGGAGUACACCAACGCUGCCUCAAAUUUGGCAGACCCAGAUAAGGAGACAAUAAUGGAAAUAGCAAAAGUACCUCCACAGAUUGAAGAGUCGAAGCCCGCAUGGAUUCAGGGCAAAAUAACUUUGGCCAUUGACAAUGAAAGUCUUUGGUACGUGGGAUGUAGCCGCUGCUCUAAGAGCGUUUAUGGCGGAUGUGACUAUAAGUUCCACUGCAUGACUUGUGGCGAAUCAAACGCUUUUGGGACUCCAAGGCCUAAGUUACGUGUCACAAUUGAAGACAAGACUGGUUGUCUCAGUGCCUCGGUGUUUGGCCGUUGUGCUGAGAAAUUGCUCCUAAUGACAAGUAAACAAAUCAUGGAAACAGAAUCACAAGGAAAAAAGGCAUCAUUUCAGUACGCCAACAAACGCUUGGUGAAUGAAGAUUAUAUAGUCCAAUUGAGAACAAACACAUACAAAUAUCAAGGCGUCUCCACAACAACUUAUACUGUGAACUCAUUGCAUGACUCUUCACACCACUUGACAAAGAAGGCAGAAGAUAGUCCCACAAAUGACAUGGGCCCAAGUACCAGCACAACAGAACUGUCCCCCUCAAAUAAACGUCAAAGGACCAAUUAGGGCCAUUCACAUCACAACAUCACUCCGCCCUGACAAGACACCAAUGCUUUAGUUUAUUGCAUAAAACCUAUGACAUUGUCUUUUGCUUAUUGACAUUCCUUGCAUUUCACUCUUCCCUACAUUUCCUUCAGUUAACAUUUUCAUUUCCACGUACACUUCAUCAAUGUUGCUAUAAUUUGCAUAUCUUAAAAGUUAAGACUUCUUAAAUUGCCUUCCAUUUUACCUUUUAGUUUAAACAAA
Molecule: messenger RNA, 1193 nt
Organism: Cuscuta epithymum
Lineage: Eukaryota; Viridiplantae; Streptophyta; Magnoliopsida; Solanales; Convolvulaceae
Source: the annotation of a GenBank genome assembly